Messenger RNA from Penicillium macrosclerotiorum, 1266 nucleotides. Its product is annotated as CaiB/BaiF CoA transferase family protein. The record is from RefSeq and is a predicted model, not a curated record. The transcript has a single exon. Lineage: Eukaryota; Fungi; Ascomycota; Eurotiomycetes; Eurotiales; Aspergillaceae. Gene Ontology annotation, molecular function: catalytic activity. Bases 1 to 1266 code for a protein of 421 amino acids.
AUGUUGCAGAUGGUCUCUUCCCACACCCGUGCGCUUCGCGUGCCCGGCAUACUUCGCACCCCGACUCCGUCAGUUCGCUUUUAUUCACAUGCGAACGUCAAUGGCCAUCGAACGCCUCCGCUCGCUGGAAUUACCGUUAUCAGCCUGGAACAGGCCAUUGCAGCACCGUUUUGUACGCGGCAGUUAGCUGACCUCGGAGCACGAGUCAUUAAGGUGGAGCGACCGGGAGUUGGUGACUUUGCCCGCCAGUAUGACACUCGCGUCAAUGGAGCAGCGUCCCAUUUUAUUUGGACCAAUCGAUCCAAAGAAAGCUUGGCGCUUGACCUCAAGAAUAAAAAAGACCAUGCAGUCCUGAUGAAGCUCCUGCAAAAAGCGGACGUGCUGGUACAGAAUCUGGCCCCUGGAGCAAGCGCACGACUCGGGUUAUCUUACGAAUCUCUCAAGAAAGAUCACCCUUCUCUCAUCGUAUGUGAUAUCUCAGGAUAUGGCCAAAACGGUCCAUAUCGUGACAAGAAGGCGUAUGAUCUACUCAUUCAAAGUGAAGCGGGGAUGCUCUCUGUCACCGGCACUGGAAAGGAGCCGGUCAAGGUGGGUAUAUCCAUUGCCGAUAUAUCCGCCGGCAUGUACGCAUAUACCAACAUUCUUUCUGCAUUGCUGCAGCGAGGGAAGGACGGCCAAGGCUGUCGCAUUGACAUCUCGAUGCUCGAGAGCAUGGUCGAAUGGAUGGGCUUCCCAAUGUACUAUGCAUUUGAUGGCGCUCCGGGGCCUGUCCCUGCAGGUGCGUCGCAUGCUGCCAUCUACCCAUAUGGUCCGUUUGAAACCAGCGACGGACAGGUAAUGCUGGGAAUUCAAAACGAGAGAGAGUGGGCCAGUUUCUGCUCUGGUGUUCUUGCGCGUCCAGAUUUAGUAUCGGAUUCCCGAUUUGCAAACAACUCCUUACGUGCUCAAAACCGAGAUGCACUCAGAACUAUCAUCUGCGAUACAUUCUCAAAUCUAACAUCGAAAGAGACCAUUGAGCGGCUUGAUAAAGCUACGAUUGCUAAUGCGAACGUAAACGACAUGCACUUGGUUUGGAAACACGCUCAGCUACAAGCUCGCGAUCGAUGGCUGGAGGUCCAAACCCCCGUCGGUUCUGUUCAGGCUCUCCUUCCACCAGGUGCCACAAAGGCAGCUGAGCAGGGUGGCUAUGGAGCGCAAAUGGGGCCUGUACCGAGCGUAGGUGAGCACAACAAGGCAAUCAUGGAAGAGUUGGGGAUGGAGGAGUGA